AUUCGCUUUAGUGUUGGCUAAUGUGGAAUAUCAUCAAAAACAUAAAAGAAAAAGAAGGAAAGAAAGCUAUGAUAAUCCUAUCAAAAACUAGGAAAUUCUGCAACAAUUAAGCUGGACAAAUUCAAUCGCAUCAAGGCGGCCACGAGCAUUGAGGAAAUAGCUGCAAUGGAACCCUCAGCCUGCGAAGAUCUCAAGGCCUUCGAGCGGCGCCUCACCGAAGUGGUUUCAUCGUACCGUCCCUCGACGUUCCGCUGGCGCAAACUUCUUGCAGUUGUCCUCUCCGCCAUGUCCAUGUGCACGGCCAUCAGCGCCUGGUACUGGCUGCGCGACCCACGCACCACCGUCGUACCGCUGACGGAGUCCCUCUGGAUCCAUCCCAUCUUCACAGUCGCCACCCUGACACUGAUCGUCCUCUUCAUCCUGGGCAUACAGAAAUUGGUUAUAGCGCCGCAGAUUAUCACGUCCCGAACGCGAACGGUGCUGGGAGAUUUCAAUAUGAGCUGUGAUGACACGGGGAAGCUGAUACUGAAGCCGCGCCAGAGUAACAACAACAGUACAUGAGCACCGGCGCGCCCUCAGGACAUUUAAUUAGUUAAUGCUAGUUCCCUUCUCUUUGCUUAUAUGUUAAUUCGGACACCCUCGCUUUGUAAGCGUAUUUUUUACGUACCCCCUUAUUUCUCCUUUUUACCCUUGUUUAAUUAUAGAAGCUCCAAUGUACAAAACGGAAAAAUGAGAAAAAUCAAUUGUUAGACUUUAUGUGUUUCGUUAAUAGCGUUACCCAUCGCUGCCAAAUACAACAAGCUACAUUUCAA
This is a messenger RNA of Drosophila biarmipes, 812 nucleotides long. RefSeq names its product nuclear envelope phosphatase-regulatory subunit 1 homolog (gene Cnep1r2). Gene Ontology annotation, cellular component: cytoplasm; Nem1-Spo7 phosphatase complex. Bases 166 to 561 code for a protein of 131 amino acids. The record is from RefSeq and is a predicted model, not a curated record. NCBI's taxonomy places the organism in Eukaryota, Metazoa, Arthropoda, Insecta, Diptera, Drosophilidae. The transcript is spliced from 4 exons.